Manis javanica (Malayan pangolin) is the source of this 3933-nucleotide messenger RNA. The record is from RefSeq and is a predicted model, not a curated record. NCBI's taxonomy places the organism in Eukaryota, Metazoa, Chordata, Mammalia, Pholidota, Manidae.
CCGGCCGGGGCGGCGAUGUGGGGAGGCCCGGGUAGCCCCGGCGGCCGCGCGGACGGGGGCGGAGCCGGGGGCGCCGCGGACACCGCCCCCCUGCGCCGGCGGAGCCGCCGCCCCAGCGCUGACCCGGGAGCCCGAGGCGGCGGCGGCGGCGUGCGGGACCCCGAGGACGCGGCCAUGCCGGGCGGGGCUGAGGCCGGGGAAGCUGAGGAGGAGGCCGGGGCCGGCUCGGGGUCCGAGGCCGAGGAGGACGCGCUGUGGGAGCGGAUCGAGGGCGUCCGGCACCGGCUGACGCGCGCCCUCAACCCGGCCAAGCUCACGCCGUAUCUGCGCCAAUGCCGGGUCAUCGACGAGCAGGACGAGGAGGAGGUGCUGAGCACCUACCGCUUCCCGUGCCGCGUCAACCGCACCGGGCGCUUGAUGGACAUCCUACGCUGCCGUGGCAAGAGGGGCUAUGAGGCUUUCCUGGAAGCCCUGGAGUUCUACUACCCCGAGCACUUCACGCUGCUCACGGGCCAAGAACCUGCCCAGCGCUGCUCCAUGAUCCUUGAUGAAGAGGGGCCAGAGGGCCUAACCCAGUUCCUGAUGACAGAGGUGCGGCGGCUGCGGGAGGCUCGCAAGAGCCAGCUCCAGCGGGAGCAGCAACUGCAGGCUCGGGGCCGGGUCCUGGAGGAGGAGCGGGCAGGACUGGAGCAGCGCCUGCGAGAACAGCAGCAGGCCCAGGAGCGCUGCCAGCGGCUGCGCGAGGACUGGGAGGCAGGCAGCCUGGAGCUGCUGCGGCUCAAGGAUGAGAACUACAUGAUCGCCAUGCGCUUGGCCCAGCUUAGCGAGGAGAAGAACUCGGCCGUGCUGCGCAGCCGGGACUUGCAGCUGGCGGUAGGCUCUGAGGAGAUGGGUGCACGGCUGACGGCAUCACUGCAGGAGCUGCAGGAAGGCCUGCAGCAGGAGGCAAACCGGCUGGGGGCCCCAGGUUCGGAGCGCAUCCUCCUGGACAUCCUGGAGCAUGACUGGCGGGAGGCACAGGACAGCAGGCAGGAGCUGUGCCAGAAGCUGCACGCUGUGCAGGGGGAGCUGCAGUGGGCCGAGGAGCUGCGAGACAAGUACCUGCAGGAGAUGGAGGACCUGCGGCUGAAGCACCGCACGCUACAGAAGGACUGCGACCUAUACAAGCACCGCAUGGCUACCAUCCUGACGCAGCUGGAAGAGAUCGAGAAGGAGCGGGACCAGGCCAUCCAGAGCCGCGACAGGAUUCAGCUGCAGUACUCGCAGAGCCUCAUCGAGAAGGACCAGUACCGCAAGCAGGUGCGGGGCCUGGAGGCCGAGCGGGAUGAGCUGCUGACCACGCUCACCAGCCUGGAGGGCUCCAAGGCCCUGCUGGAGGCGCAGCUGCAGCGGGUCCAGGGCGGCCCCUGCCUCAAGGCCUGUGCCUCCUCCCAUUCCCUGUGCUCCAACCUCAGCAGCACCUGGAGCCUGAGCGAGUUCCCCUCCCCGCUGGGAGGCCCAGAAACAGCUGGGGACGUGGCUGCCUUGGGGGGAUCUGAGCCCCACACUUCGGAGGAGGCCACAGACAGUGAGAAGGAGAUCAACCGGCUCUCCAUCCUGCCCUUCCCCCCCAGCGCAGGCUCCAUCCUCCGCCGGCAGCGCGAGGAGGACCCUGCGCCCCCUAAGAGGUCCUUCAGCAGCAUGUCGGACAUCACAGGGAGUGUGACGCUCAAGCCCUGGUCCCCUGGCCUCUCCUCAUCCUCGUCCUCUGACAGCGUGUGGCCUUUGGGAAAGCCGGAUGGCUUCCUGGCCCGAGGCUGUGGCCUGGAUCUCCUCAACAGGUCUCUGGCCAUCCGACUGUCUGGCCGCAGCCCCCCGGGGGGGCCCGAGCCUCAGGACAAGGGCCCAGAUGGCCUGUCAUUCCUUGGGGACAGCUGGUCUGGGGCCAUGGUGCGGAGGGUGCUCUCUGGGCCCGGGUCUGCCAGGGCAGAACCCAGGGAGUCAACUGUGGAGGCUGCUGGCUUGGAUGGGGCAGGCCUGGAAAGCGAGGCCCAGCAGAGAAACUUGCUCUUGAACCACGUGUCCACCCUCCACUUCCUGAUGGACUUCAAGGCCUGUCAGUCCUUCCACGAGGCCCUGGACUCCUGGACAAAGGGGCUGGGCUCUGAGCCCUUCUACAUUCGAGCCAACUUCACCCUGCCUGAGCGGGCAGACCCCCAUGCCCUGUGCGUGAAGGCCCAAGAGAUCCUACGGCUGGUGGACCCGGCGUACAAGAGGCGGCAGGAGUGGUUCUGCACACGGGUCGAUCCCCUCACCCUGCGGGACCUGGACCGGGGCACUGUGCCUAAUUAUCAGAGAGCCCAGCAGCUCCUGGAAGUUCAGGAGAAAUGCCUGCCCUCCAGCCGGCACCGUGGGCCCCGCAGUAAUCUGAAGAAGCGAGCCCUGGACCAACUUCGGCUGGUGAAGCCCAAGCAUGUGGGGAGCCCUCCAGGGGACUCCCUGGAGCAGCUACUGCUAGAGCCCUGCUCAGAGCCAGAGCAGAGCCUCAAACCCUACAGCCUCGUGCGGCCAUUGCUGGUGUCUGCCCUGCGGCCUGUGGUGCUCUUGCCUGAGUGCCUGGCACCCCGGCUCAUCCGCAACCUGCUAGACCUGCCCAGCUCCCGGCUGGACUUCCAAGUGUGCCCAGCAGAAAGCCUCUCUGGGGAGGAACAGUGCACAUCCUCAGCACCUGGAGCCCCCAAGGCCCGGCCUGCCACCCUCGGGCUGGGCAGCAGGAUCCGAGCCAUCCAGGAGUCUGUUGGGAAGAAACACUGUCUGCUGGAGCUGGGUGCCCGGGGCGUGCGGGAGCUGGUCCAGAAUGAGAUCUACCCCAUCGUCAUCCACGUGGAAGUGACUGAGAAGAAUGUCCGCGAAGUCAGGGGUCUGCUGGGCCGGCCCGGCUGGCGGGACUCAGAGCUGCUGCGGCAGUGCCGCAGCUCCGAGCAGGUGCUCUGGGGGCUGCCCUGCUCCUGGGUGCAGGUGCCCGCCCACGUGUGGGGCCACUCGGAGGAGCUGGCCAAGGUGGUGCGCAGCCGCAUCCUGCAGGAGCAGGCCCGCCUCGUGUGGGUGGAGCGUGGCAGUGUCCGAGGCGGUGGUGCCAGUGGCAGCAGCGAGGCCUGAGGGGCCCAUCUGAUGGCCAGGACUUCCUCAUGCACUUCAGAAGCCGCCAGCGGGACCCUGGUGUCUGUGGAGCUGGGUCCUGCCCAGCCUGAGCCUUCUUAGACCCCUGGCCUCUGGGACAUGGGGCCUCGGCUCUGGGCCCUGUCCCGGAGGCAGCCUGUGGGAGCCCUUGGGGCGGAGCUCCCACUUGCCCCAUCCAUGCUGCUCUGGGCCUUCUGUGCGCCUGUGUCUCUGUGUUCCCACCCUGGGUCUUAUGCACAUAUCUGUCUUCUCUGUCAUUGCUCACCCCGAGCAUCUGAGUUCUCAUUCCUUUGCACAGGUUUACAUGCCCAAGUUCUCACAUAGCAGGCCCACGUUCUGUUCCUCCCCUGGGCACGUGGGGUCCUCCGGGUCCUCAGCCUGAUCUGCCACUGGAGCCCCAAGCCUGUCCUGCGUGACUCCUUCUGGUCCAGUUCACAUUUUUGUGUAAACAGCCACAUUUGGGGAUCGUGGCUUCCCCAGUCCAUUGUCAUUUGUGUUUGUGUCUUCAGCCCCAUGUGUCUGUGGUUCUGUCCUAUGUAAACGUCAUGCCCCACCUCCGUGACACUUGGGCACUAACACUUGCGUGUUCCCGACGGGCACACUCAGGACCAUGUUCUCACAGCACCUGCUCCCUGCCACCACUCACCUCUCAGAGAGAUGGGUGUGGAUGGAGCUGGGUGCUCCGGGACCAGAAUGUAUAGCUCGUGGAUUUCUAACGGGCCUUUUUCACUUAGAAACUGCACAUUAUGGAACAUUAAACACUUUGUCAUAGAA